This is a messenger RNA of Ochotona princeps (American pika), 3117 nucleotides long. It is a transcript of the gene ZMIZ2, whose product is annotated as zinc finger MIZ-type containing 2. The coding region runs from base 209 to 2962 and encodes 917 amino acids. Gene Ontology annotation, biological process: regulation of transcription by RNA polymerase II; protein sumoylation. Gene Ontology annotation, molecular function: zinc ion binding; SUMO ligase activity. The transcript has 19 exons. NCBI's taxonomy places the organism in Eukaryota, Metazoa, Chordata, Mammalia, Lagomorpha, Ochotonidae. The record is from RefSeq and is a predicted model, not a curated record.
CAUUGUGCCCUCGGAGCGGGCGGCGGCGCGAUGGCGCGGGCGGCGGUCUCCCCCGGGCGGCGGGCGGCGCGGAGGGCGGGCUGAGCGCAUGGAGCGGCGCGGGCCGGGGGCUGUCGCGGCUAGGGGCCGGGCCAGGCAGGGCGCAGCCAGAGCCUCCGAGUCCCAGUUAAGGUCCAGCCGACCUAGCCUGUAGGCUGCUCUGUCGCCAAUGAACUCGAUGAAUCCCAUGAAACCUGCCCUGCCCCCCGCGCCACACGGUGAUGGUUCAUUUGCAUACGAGCCUUUGCCUUGGCAACAAGGCGCCACUCAGCCGGCCGGCUCGCUGUCUGUGGUCACUACCGUGUGGGGUGUCGGCAACACAGCGCAGAGCCAGGUUUUGGGGAACCCCAUGGGCCCUGCGGGGAGUCCCCCUGGCAGCUCCAUGAUGCCUGGUGUGGCCGGCGGCAGCUCUGCCUUGACCUCCCCGCAGUGCCUGGGACAGCAGGCGUUUGCUGACAGCGGGGCCAGCAAGGGCUAUGUGCAGCAGGGCGUGUACGGCCGCGGCGGCUACCCCAGUGGCCCCAGCUUCAACACCGGGUAUGCAGGUGGUGCAGGGGGCCUGGGCCUCCCUGCCCAUGCUGGCCGGCCCUCCACUGACUUCACACAAGCGGCUGCGGCUGCUGCUGUGGCUGCAGCUGCAGCCACGGCCACUGCCACAGCCACAGCCACCGUGGCUGCGCUGCAGGAGAAGCAGAGCCAGGAGCUGAGCCAGUAUGGCGCAAUGGGGCCUGGGCAAUCCUUUAACAGCCAGUUCCUGCAGCAUGGAAGUCCCCGGGGGCCCAGUGUCCCCGCUGGUAUGAGCCCGGCAGGCAUGGGAGGGGUGAUGGGCCCAACUGGCCUCUCGCCCAUGACCGUGAACCCCACCCGGGCAGCAGGCGUGACACCCCUGUAUGCAGGGCAGCGCCUGCCACAGCACGGCUACCCCGGGCCUCCCCAGGCCCAGCCGCUGCCCCGACAGGGGAUCAAGAGAAGCUACUCAGAGGUGUAUCCAGGGCAGCAGUACCUGCAGGGAGGCCAGUAUGUGCCCAACACUGCUCAGUACGCUCCCGGCCCCGGGCAGCCCCCCGCGCCCCCCGCCUCCUACCCUGGGCACCGGCUGCCCCUGCAGCAGCAGGGGUUGGGCCAGUCCCUGUCUGUCCCUGGCCCCGCAGGACUCCAUUACAAGCCUACAGAGCAAUUCAACGGGCAGGGUGCCAGCUUCAACGGGGCCAGCGUCAGUUACAGCCUGAGUGGGCCUGCUCGGUCCAUCCCUGGCUACCCCAGCUCCCCGCUGCCAGGGAACCCCACGCCUCCCAUGACUCCCAGCGGCAGUCUCCCCUACAUGUCCCCGAGUCAGGAGGUCAAGUCUGCCUUCCUGCCUGACCUCAAGCCAGGCUUCGGCCCCCUGCACCCAUCCUCCUCGGGGAGUGGCCCCUGUGACGAGCUGCGGCUCACCUUCCCAGUCCGGGACGGAGUGGUCCUGGAGCCCUUCCGCCUGCAGCACAAUCUGGCCGUGAGCAACCAUGCCUUCCAGCUGCGGGACUCGGUGUACAAGACCCUCACGCUGAGGCCUGACCUGGAGCUGCAGUUCAAGUGCUACCACCACGAGGACCGACAGAUGAACACCAACUGGCCAGCCUCGGUGCAGGUCAGCGUCAACGCCACGCCGCUGAGCAUCGAGCGCGGAGACAACAAGACCUCGCACAAGCCGCUCUACCUGAAGCACGUGUGCCAGCCGGGCCGCAAUACCAUCCAGAUCACCGUCACGGCUUGCUGCUGUUCCCACCUCUUCGUGCUGCAGCUGGUGCACCGGCCAGCUGUGCGCUCAGUCCUGCAGGGCCUCCUCAAGAAGCGCCUCCUGCCUGCGGAGCACUGCAUCACCAAGAUAAAGCGCAACUUCAGCAGUGGCACCAUCCCCGGAACCCCGGGUCUCAAUGGAGAGGACGGUGUGGAGCAGACGGCCAUCAAGGUGUCCCUGAAGUGCCCCAUCACCUUCCGCAGGAUCCAGCUCCCUGCCCGGGGCCAUGACUGUCGCCACAUACAGUGCUUUGACCUGGAGUCGUACCUGCAACUCAACUGUGAGCGGGGGACCUGGAGGUGCCCUGUGUGCAACAAGACAGCGUUGCUGGAGGGCCUUGAGGUGGACCAGUACAUGCUGGGCAUCCUGAUUCACAUCCAGAACUCCGACUAUGAGGAGAUCACCAUUGACCCCACGUGCAGCUGGAAGCCCGUGCCCGUGAAGCCGGACGUGCAGGCCAAGGAGGAGCCCGACGGGCCCGUGCUGAAGCGCUGCCGCACCGUGAGCCCCGCACACGUGCUCAUGCCCAGCGUGAUGGACAUGAUUGCCGCCCUGGGCCCCAGCGCCCCCUGUGCCCCCCUGCUGCCCCCUGCAGCCCCCGCCCCCAGCGACUACCCCGGCCAGGGUUCCACCUUCCUGGCGCCCAGCACCUUCCCUGAAUCUUUCCCGCCUGCCACUCCCAGCACCCCCACGGUUGCCGAGUUCACCCCGGGGCCUCCCCCCAUCUCCUACCAGUCUGACAUUCCCAGCGGCCUCUUGACACCCGAGAAGUCAGUGCCCUGUCUCCCUGGCCAGAUGGCCCCCGUGAGCCACCUGGACCCAGCGCACAACCCCGGGCCACCAGGGCUGCACACCUCCAACCUUGGAGGCCCCGCACGGCCUCAGCUGCACCAUCCGAACCCUCCCCCAGCAUCCCGGCAGCCCCUGGGCCCGCUGACCUCAGGCCCCGUUGGCGAACUGGCCUUCAGUGCUGCCACAGGCGUGCUGGGGCCCCCCAGCAUGUCCGGGGCAGGGGAGGCUCCAGAACCGGCUCUGGAUUUACUCCCAGAACUGACGAACCCUGACGAGCUGCUGUCCUACCUGGGCCCGCCUGACCUCCCCACCAGCAGCAACGAUGAUCUGCUCGCUCUGUUUGAGAACAACUGAGUCACAGAUGACACCGUGCCCUGCCCUCCGCCCCAGCCCCGGGGGAAGCCCCGCCAGGGGAGCCCCACGGGAUGCCCAGCCAGGGGAUCCCUACACAUACUUGGAUGGCCUGGGGCACCCCAGCCCUCCUCCUCCUGAGAUAGCCCAGGGGAGCC